UAGAGCUCGACAUAGAGACAUCUAGGCCAUUUUUCGUUAGCAUUGAAAUAGCAUACAUUAACUUUUUAUUAUUAUCAAUCGUUUUUAAGAUAUUUGAUAACAGCGCAAAUUUGAAUUGAACUGUAAUUUACCUAUUUCUUUAAAAAAAAUAAAGAUCAUUCGAUCCAUAGAAAAACUAAAACAUUCGAUCAUUGGUCACCACUUCUUCUUCAUCAGUCAUUGUGAUGUCUGAUGUCAUUACUGUCAAUAAUUCUAACAUAGAACCCUUAUUAAGGGGUUACCGGCCACUCGCUCAGUUUCUGAUGAAUCUUUAAUGGCCUUCUUAAAAAAGAAGAAUUUUUAGCGGGCAUUUCAAUAACUUAAUUUCUAAAGCGAAUUUACAAUGUUGAAAAAUUAUUAAACCGAUUUUUUUGUUUUUUACAUGUAAUGAAUCAAUUAUCAAAUUUAAUAAACACAAUGCAAAAGCGUUUUCAAUCUACCUACAAAAUAAAUAGAAUAAACCAAGGGACUUGAGUUAUGUAUAAUAGGUAUAUUAUAUUAUCACCUAGGUACACUGGUAUACUUACAUAAGAAAUAACAUUAAUUCAUGUCAUUCACUUGAAUAUUGAUUAAUUUCCAAUCAAUAAUCAAUAUGUAUGAAUUGUUCUUUACUCUUUCGAGAAUCAUUGUCUACUUACCGUCGGAAAACAAUUUUGAAUUCUCAUCUAUAGUUCAUUUUUUAUCUCAAAUUUUACCGACUUUGCAAACGUGUAAUACUUAUCCUAAUUAAUUUACGACGAGAAAGUAAAAAAUAGCAAACAUCCUUUUGACUCUUUUUAAUGCCGUUGGCAAAGGAAACAGGUAUAAAUUAAUUAUAAUCUGUUGGUUGGAAACGUAAACAGGCAAUAUGUAGAUAAUGUGCGCGCGCUUAACGCGACCUGUACCAUUUUCGUCAUACAUUAAACUUUUUGUUAUAUUGCUUUCAAGUUAAUUAUAUCUUUAAGAAUAUAAUUAAUUUGUAAUGUAGCAUCCAAAUAAUUUAGUUAUGUGAUAAUUUGUUGCUAGUGAAAGAAUAUUUCAUCGAAAUGUUAUGAUUAAUAGAAGACAGUCGAUCGAAAAAUGGAAUAUUUUAUAUGGAAGAGAAGAGAAAUAUCUACCGUUGUUGCCGCCGGAAGAGUGGCUUGUCAUUAGACAAAAGUAGUUCCAGCAAAAUAUUGACAGUUUUUGAAUGUUUGUUACACAUUUUGAUUUUACUCGCCCAAGAUGGCUGCCGACGGAGUUUAUUUUUCUUGUGUGCCGCGUGUGAAUAUCAAAUAAAUUUGUUGUGGAUUAAUGUAACAUGUUUUUAGAAUAUUUUAUGAUUAUAUUAGAAAACUAAAAAUUGAUUAUAUACACUGGACUUUCCGUAAUCGGUUUACAAAUCUUGUGAAAUGCGUUUUAAUUUUGGAGGGCACAUAUCUCUGUGCCGCCGGAUACUGAACUUUUUGUUUUGACACUAUUAUUGGAUGAGAAUUCAUCGAAUUUCGUCAAGUUUAAGUUUAUUUAGGCAUGUGCGAACCUGGAGAAGUUUCCCAGCAAGUCUGGUCGGAUUGGUUUUUGGAGGCAAUUAGAAAAAUUCGUUCUCAAAAACAGAGACCUAGUGUAGAAAGAAUUUGUCAUGCUAUUAGACAACACCACAAUUACCAUGAGGACGUUAUUGGUGAACAGUUGGAAGCAGCUGUUAAAGAAGGGACCGUAUUAAAGGUUUUUAAUAAAGGCCAGAGUUCCUACAAAGAUCCAGGUGAUUUGCAAAAUCGUACUCUCAAAAUAGAGCAGGGUGUAGAUAUAACAAAAGUGGUAGCUAAAGCGGUUCGAGAAUUAGGUGAACGUGACGGUUCUUCUUUUAAAUCUAUUGAAAAACAUAUUAGGAAGUCUCAUUCGGUAGAAGAAAAUACUGAACAUGACUUAAAAGGUGCUAUUCGAAACGCCGUCAAACGAGCUUUAUCAAGAAAUAUUAUCCUGGAGAAUGGAAAAAAUUUUAAAUAUAAUUAUAAUCAUCAAAGUAUGGGUAUAAAAAGAAAACAUGAUGGCUCAAGGAAGUCCUCGAUUCAAGAAGAUUGCUCCAUGGCGCCAAAGAUUCCUACACCAUUACCUAUAUGUGCAGAAUGUCUUGGAACAGAGGCCAAAAAUCGAAAAGGCGUUUUUGAAAAGCUGAGUGCUUGUUCUGAAUGCGGUUCUAUGGUACAUAUAUCAUGUACUGCCAGUGAACCUGAAUUAUUAGCUCUACUAAUAAAAGGGGGCAAAUGGUUUUGUGAAGAAUGCAAGACCUGCGAUGGAUGUGGAAAUACUGGAGUAUCCAUGUGUCUAUUAUGUUGCUGUAGUUGUGAAAGAAUAUACCAUAUGGGAUGUUUAGAUCCUCCCGCAGAAAAGAAACCAAAGUGUCCAUGGAGAUGUAAGCAUUGUUUAAGUCAUCAUGGUAAUGUGACUUCAAAGAAAACUAACAAACCAGGAACUGGAGUCCGUAAAAAAAUUGAUAAAGUCCGUGAGAAAAUAAAAGAGAAAAAUCAAAGAUCUAAAGAAGUUCAACCUUCUACAACCCCUGCAACAGCAGCAGUGUCCUCUACAGCCAACAACAAGGCUUCAAAUCGCAAAAGUAGAGUUCCUCCCAUCAAUGAAAGUGAUAAAAGUGACAGCGAAAGUACAUCUAAUGCUACUCCUAGAAAAAUCAAAGAUGAACCUGAAUCUCAGGAAUCUGACGAAACCAGUGAUAAAAUGUCUAAAGAAAAACAAAAGUUCUUUAGAAGUUCGGCUUUUAAUUCUGACAAGAAAAAAGACGUUAAAAAUAAAUCUGAUAAAAGGGUUAAAGUAGAAAAAGAUGGAGUCUCUAAUAAUGAAAAAUCCAAACCAAAAAUGGUAGAAACCAAGAAUAAGAAAAACACCAAAGCUAAUAACGAUAAAACCAAAAAAGCUGUUUCUGCAGACACUAAGCCUGUUAAAAAAGAACCUUCACCAAAACCUGCAGAAUCAGAAGAUGACGAAGAUAGUGAGGAAAUGUCUUCAGAUGACAGUUCAACUUGUGCUUCAUGUUCCGAUUCGGACUCGGAUUCAUCAGUGGAUAACUCAGACACAAAAACCAGUAUGAGAAAUAUAAAAAUCCCGCAAAUGUUUAACACAAAACAAGAAAAACCAAAUACUUUUGGUGGUAUGGCUUCAGAUGAGGAUAAACCCUGGGGUUUUGCAGCCGCAGCAGCUGAGGCCAAGCAGAAAGAAACUAAACCAACAGAAUCUUCACCCCAAACUAAAAGCAAUGAAAAUCUCUUUAUCACCGUUCUAAAAGAGGAAGGAUUACUUAAUGAAAAUACUACAAAUACAGUUGCUUCUCCUGCAAAAAGUGACGAUUCAUCUGUUUCCGAUAAAUCUCUAAAGACUCCCGGUUUCGGUCAGUUAAAGGGUCUUUAUGAUGGAUUAUCGCACCUUUUUGCUGCCCCAUCCGAAUGUAGAGCAAGUAGGUCUACACCUAAUUACAACCCUAAUAGGAGAAAACCGAAAGAUAGUAAAGAAGAGGAUGGUCAAAGUGAAGAAACAAAGCCUGAUUCAACAAUAGAAAAAGAAGAUAAGAAGGAAAUUGAAGAUAAGAAAGUUUUAAAGCCACUUGAAGUUGUUACUAAGGUUCAAGCUCCUAAAGCACAGACCACUUCCAAGAACCAAGCAUCCCCUAAGGUUCAAGGAUCUCCCAAGGCUCAAGGGUCACCCAAAGCUCAAGGUUCUCCCAAGGCUCAAGGUUCUCCCAAAGUUCAAGGUUCUCCCAAAGUUCAAGGUUCUCCCAAGGUUCAAGAUUCUCCCAAGGUUCAAGGUUCUCCCAAGGUACAAGGUCCACCCAAAGUUGAAGAUUCUACCAAGGCUCCAGGAUCUUCCAAGGUUCAAGAAACUCAAAAGAUUCAAGGUUCUCCAACGACGCAAGGACAUCCAAAGGCCAAAGGUACUGUUGCCAAGAGCCAAGGAUCUUUCAAGGCUCAAGAUACUAUUGUCAAGGUUCAAGAUUCUCCCAAGACUGUUUCUAAACCGGGACCUAAACCGGAACCUAAACCGGAACCUAAACCGGAACUUAAACCGGAACCUAAACUGGAACCUAAGACGGAACCUAAAUCUGAGAUUAAAAAUGAACCAAAAGUGGAAAGUCCUACUUCGAUGACGCCGUCUAAUUUAGUGAAAACUGCUGUUAAUUCCAAGCAUCAUGAGAAAAGGAAGUUGAUCAAAUCAGAAGGGCAAGUGCCUGGAACACCUGAAACGCCGAGCAUGUCACUGUCUAAAACAGAAGGCGAACAAAAAAGUGUAAAGAAGAGGAAUCAUUCAAUGAUUAAUUCACCGGCUGUACCACCAUUUCAGAACAAUCCUAUAAUUGAUAUCAAGACUAUACAUUUAGCACCAGGCGUCACGCAUAAAGAUGUUGAACUAUUUAGAGAUACGAGAGAAAAGGCAGCUGCAACUACUGCUGCUCUUUUACCGAUUCCGGCGCCACCUAUACAGGAAGUAACUGCAGUACCAGCCCCAACUGGCCUGCCACUACCAGAAGUAAGAUGCCCUUCAGCUAUAGAAUUUGGAAAAUACGAGAUUCAGACCUGGUAUUCCAGCCCCUUUCCACAAGAGUAUGCACGAUUACCAAAAUUGUUCUUGUGUGAGUUUUGUUUAAAGUAUACAAAGAGCAAGGCAGUACUAGAGAGACAUCAAGACAAGUGUACUUGGAGACAUCCACCAGCCACAGAAAUCUACAGAUGCAAAGAUAUCUCAGUGUUCGAAGUGGAUGGCAAUGUGAAUAAAAUAUAUUGCCAAAAUUUGUGUCUGUUAGCUAAACUGUUUCUGGACCACAAAACUUUGUAUUAUGACGUGGAACCUUUUCUGUUUUAUGUUUUGACUAAGAAUGAUAAGAAAGGAAAUCAUUUAGUUGGCUAUUUUUCGAAAGAGAAACAUUGUGUACAAAAGUACAAUGUAUCUUGUAUUAUGACGAUGCCACAGUACCAGAGACAAGGGUUCGGCAGAUUUUUAAUAGAUUUUAGUUUUUUGCUUUCCAAAGAAGAAGGUCAACCAGGCACCCCAGAAAAACCCCUUUCUGACCUUGGUCGGGUCUCGUACUACGCUUAUUGGAAAUCUGUUAUUCUGGAGUAUCUACAUUCUCAUCGUACAGAAAAAAUUAAACUGACACAAAUCAGCAAAGAAACUGGAAUGUAUUGUCAAGAUAUCUCGCUGGCGUUUCAGUUGCUUGGAUUCAUAAAAUUGGUGCAGAUAGAUGAAGGAAACAAACCAAUUAUUUGUGUAGAUUGGGAGAAAGUCGAUAAUCACAUGGCAAAAGUAAACAAAUCAAUUACUAGAAUCCCAAUUGACCAUGAAUGCUUGCGCUGGACGCCGUUGGUUACGCAGUCAGUCGCCCAGCUAAUUGAACCAAGAUCUGAUGAGGAUGCUUCACCCAAAGAAACCGCAAAUAUAGUAGUACCUAUGCCCGAAAAAAUAAUAAUUGAAACUCCGGCUGGUGUGAAACUAAAGAGAGGCAAGAAAAGGAAAAUUUCUACUACACCACCGAGAUCACAGAAAGCCACAAAAGUUGACUGUAAAACUAUAUUAAAUACGUCCAUUGAAAUGACUAAUGAGGAAGUUGAAAUAACUUCAUCUGGUAGAAAAAGAACCAGACCAAGUAAAUUUAAUGAAACAACUUUCGAAGCUAAACCAAAAAUCGUCGAAACUCCUUGUAAUAAAAGAAAACAAUUGGACAAAAGCAGUCCUAAAAAGAAAGCCAAAGUUGAAUCCAGUUCCGAAAAAUCAGAAGACCCUGCUCCCCCUCCUGUUGAAGAUGCAGUUAAAACUCCGCAAAUACCAGAAUCUAAACCUGUAAGAGGAGGAAGAUCUGCUGCAAAUACACCAAAGCCAACCGAAAAAGAAAAAUUUGAAAAGAUUGAUGAACCACAAACACCUAAGAAUAAUCCAACUUCGAAGCCAAAGAGAGGUUCAGUUACCAAAGAAAGAGUUUUGGGCGAGCGGUGGUCUCAAAGAAGAGUGAAGAAACAACAAGAACUUAAAGAAAAAGAGAAAGUAAAAGAAAACAACAGUUCCAAAGUUCAAGAAACUACUACCACAACUACAACAACAGCAACAGAAGAUGAACCUGCUUUAAUUAAAGAAACGCCUAAAGCCACCAAAGAUCCAGAAGUUGUGGAAAACACAGUUGUUGAAAAUGUCGAUGCUUUAACCCCAUCAUUAUUAACUCCUCAGAGUAGUAAAUCAACACCUAGAAGAAGGAAGAAGCGUGGCGCUCCUAAAGGUAAACCAAGAAACACACCUGUGGCCAAACAACUGACUCUACCAGAAAUAAUCAAACAAAACCUUCAAAAGGACAGUGAGAGCGAAUCAUUAAUAUCUGAAAAAUCAGAUGAAGAAGCCACCAAGAAAUCACAACCUGCUCCAGUUACUCCAGAAAAGGAAAAACCUAAAAUCCGAAAGGAAGAAAAAAUCAAAAGAACCUCAAGGAUAUCUACUGAAGAAGAUUCUAGCGCGGAAGCAGAUGAUGAGAUGGAAAAUGACGAAUUACCCGUCCAAAAAGAAAUUUCUCCUGGAAGUAAAUUCAAAUACACAAAGACGACGCCGACAAAAGAAUCUGGCCAUAAAGAUGGUAAAACUAAAGUUGACGAAAAAGGAGAUAAUACAGAUAAAUCAAACUUUAAUCACUCACCAUCUUACACUACAACUUCAGAAUCUGAAAUGGAAAUUGAUGGACAGAAAAUAAAAACUAUAUCUCACAGGGAAGUUUUUAAAACAGGCAUACUUACAUCUCACAUUAAGCAAAUUGAUCCUUCUAUCAUACCACCUUUGCCUAAAGAACAGAAAGAAGAAGUAACACCGGUAGCCGAGGUCUUGAAGGAAGACAACUCAAACUCUGCAGAUGUUAUAGAUACUCCCGGGGAAUCCGGAAGGAAAUCAACUGAUAUGGAAAUUGAAAAAUUUGAAAAACCAAAUCCUUUUAAUAUCAUAGUUCGUAACGAAACUGCAGUUAUUGACAGUAUGGAAGACUCUAUUGACAAUUCCGUUGAAGCGAUUCAACAUUCCAACUCUUGUGAAACUACAGUGGAAAACCCCAUUGAUACGAGCUUAAUACCGCCAGUAGUAGAACAACUCAUUAAACCUGUGGAUGAUAAUUUUGAAGGAAUUCAGAACGAAUCUAUAGAAAAAUCUGUAAUACAAAAUAUUCCUAAUUUUUGCAAAUCAAUUCCCGACAAUUUAGUGUCUGUGGAGAAAUUGGAACAAAUAAUUGAAGAAAAUGGACAAAAGGGUCUGAUGAUUCAAGAAAAUCCUAACGAAAUAGGAAACGUUACCAAAAAAGUAGAUCAAUUGCAACAAAAGUCCAUCGAAAUGCCUAUACAUGAACCUAGGGAACUACAGAAACCUUUAGAAAUGCCUUAUGAAACAAUAAUUGCAGAUAUGCCUAUUCAAAAGAUUUCCAAUACCCCUGUUCAGAAUAUUUCAGAUAUACCGCUUCAAAAGCCAAUCGAGGAAAUUGUUCAAACAUUUACAGAUGUAUCUAUUCAAAAACCCACUGAACUGCCUCUUCAAACAUUUACAGAACCGCCUCUUCAAAAAUUUACAGAACCGCCUCUUCAAAAAUUUACAGAACCAUCUUUCCAAAAAUACACUGAACCGCCUAUCCAAAAAUUCGCAGAGGAACCCGUUCAAAAAUUUAUAGAGACUCCUAUUCAAAACUUUACAGAUGCGCCUGUACAGAAAUAUACAGCACCUCCUGUACAGAAAUUUACAGAACCACCUGUACAGAAACUUUCUGAAGUCCUUGUACAAAAAUGUACUGAAGUCCCUGUACAAAAAUUUACUGAUGUCCCUUUACAAAAAAUUACAGAAACUCCUGUACAAAAAUUUACAGAAACGCCUGUACAAAAAUUUACAGAAACUCCUGUACAAAAAUUUACAGAAACUCCUCUACAAAAAUUUAUAGAAACCCCAGUUCCAAAUAACAUGGAAAUUCCUUUAUCAAAAAUUGUUGAUAUCCCUGUGGAUAGGCCUCCAGAAGUGUUUGCUCAAAAAACCAUAGAAAUGCCAGUACAAAGACCUGCUCAGAUUUCAUCACACAUUUGUGCCAGUUCUGAAGAAAUGAAUCCGAGAAAAAACAGUGAAUCUGUCAUUCAGAAACAGGUACGCCAGACAUCCGAAAGAAAAACAAAUGUUGAACACGAAUCACAGAAAAAUCAAAAAUCGCAUAUCGAUAAAUACAAUUUGCCGACGGAAAGAACCUCUUUGGAAUACAAACAUUCAGUUGUUCAACCUUUACCUGUUGAUAAAUAUUCUGUUAAAGAUACUAAAAUUUGCUCCCAUCCAGAACCAAAAAUUUACGACCACCAAGAAAGUAAACCGAAAGUUGAACCCAAAAUAUCUCCUCCGAAACAAGAAUCAUCUAAAUCAGAAAGUAGAUCCAAGGACAAAUAUGAUGAAAAGAGAUACCAUCAAAAAUUACACGAAGAAAAAGCAAUGUACGACGCCCAACCAAAGAUGCACAUGGAUGAAAGCUUUCUUGCAAAUACAAUGGCCACAGAAAACUACAUGACUCAAGCUCAAUAUCACUGGCAGUGGGAAAGACUUUGGGGAAAUAGAUAUUAUGAUAACAAGAGAGAUUUUCAAGGGUAUCCGCAUCCUAUGCUCCACCAAUUUCCACCACUGGAAAUGUUACCAAAACAACCCACUUGUGAAAAAGAGAAACCCGUUUCAAAAUCCCAUAGAUACUCUUCAAGCCAAAGCAGCAGUAGUUCUAGCAGUAAAAUGAAGGAAACCAGCAGAAGUGAAAGAGAAAAACAUUCUUCUCCUAAAAAAGAAGAUAAAAAGUCGAAACAUGAACAGGAGUUGUGUUCUGCUUCUUCCAAAGGUGGUUUGGAAGAUCAUAUCAAGGCUUCUAGUUGCUCAUACGGCCAGAGUAUCCCUAAGCACAGUGUUUCAGUGCCUAAUGUAUCUGAGAGAAGUGAAAAGAGUAAAGAACGAAAAGAUCAAAAAUUAGAAGAAACUACAACACAGCAGCCUUUGCAACAACCCAUGAAACAGGCACAGUCUGUUCCUUCAGGGGCCGAGGUGCCGUCUAUGGGAGUCUACACCCCUGAUUCUACCACAAACUCUGUACAUAGUUUACAUUAUGGGCAUUGUGAAAUGGACGUAACUCAAUUAAAUUUAGAAUCGCCUGCUUCGAUUACUAGUGACGUUAAUUCUCAGAAUUCCGUGGAAAUCGUGCGACCUCCUCCGCCUGUUGUCCAAAAUGCUGCGCCUCAACCUAAUUAUGAUUGUUCCGUUCAACAUACGCUCCAGCAGAAUUUGCAAAAUACUGCUAUUGCCGCUACUAGCCCGACAAUCAACCAAGGCAAUAUACAAUUAGCUCCACAAGCUGCAGCUCCGCAAUUACACCAAAACUCUACAAGCAAACGUCAGGUUCAACAACAGCGUAACCGAACCAAUACUCCUUCCUCUUCGUCUACUAAACAACAUAGUAUGAGUAGAUCAACACCUCCUAGUGGCUCUCAACAGUCGCAACAGUCUAGGCAGAGGGCAACACCCCCUUGUAACACUCAACAGUUGCAGCAGAUGCAAGUUAGUCCUACUGCUCAACAUACUGCUAUGCAACAUCAACAUCAUAACUCUCAGCAGUUGCAGCCUCAUUUACAUCACCAAGUGGUCCAACAAAGCUACCAGUAUCAUUUAGGACCAUCCGCGGUCCAUCAACAUCAUGUUCAUCCGCAUGCAGUCAUUAGUCAAGCGAAUUACAUUCCUUUGGCUGUAACGACUCAAGCAUUUCCUUCGGCUACUAGUACCUGCGUUAACAUCCCCCCCAUGACAACUGUCAUCCAGCAUGGUAUUAGCUCUCAGCAAAAUGCUGCAAGCCCCUUGAAUUCCGUCGGUGGAGCCAAUCAGAAGUUAGCUUCUAGUCCUAGCUGUGCUGUUACGACAGGUACCAACUUUUAUAUCCAAACAAAUCCUCAUUCACACUCUUCGACGCCUUCUCCAUCCCAAAGAGGUGGAAAUACAGUACAACCGGCAGCAGCCAACGCCAGUUCCAGUAUAGCUAAGCUUCAGCAACUAACGAACGGUUUAGACAUGACGCCAGCCCCAUCGUGUCAAAUUAUGACUCCGCCUCCUGCUACGAUGACUUUAACCCCGCCUCCAACGCAUUUGCACGCGACUCCACCCCCUACUCAUCAAAUGGUACAAAAUCAAACUGUGCGCAAUUUGACUCCGCCCUCGUCCAUACCUCCUAACUUACAGCAACAAGUGUUGGGAUAUCACAAAUAUUAUCAGACUAACAUGAAUGUUAAUCAGCUGAGCGGUACGGUUACCCCUCCGAUUGGGCAGAAUUUAGGCAGGACCGGAAGGAAUUCUUCGAACGUUGCCGCCAUGCAACACAUGCAGACUUACAAUAUGAAUAGUUAUCCCAUGUCCGCACAGCAAACCCCUGGUGCCGUAACGAGUUACAUUAGCAACGCAGGUUUCAUAAAUAAUCAGAUACCGAUGCAAAUGAUGAAUAUGGCGCAGACGCAGUACCAGGAUCCGACAGCGUUGCAACGGGCCCAGCCACCAAUGUACAGGACUUAUAUUAACGGUAUUAUGCAACCAUUGAAUAGUACAAUGAGACGUUAAUGAGUAUUAAGUUAUACCUACCCGGUGAAGUUGGUUGUAUAUUGAACAAAGGACGCUGUAUUUUUUUUAUGCAAACGAGAAACCGUCCUAUGGCUAGAUUUGGACAUACAGAUCGGUAAAGUUAAAAAUCCCGAAGUCUUUAAAAUAGGCAGCACAAACCUAUCCAUCAAUAUUUUUGUAUUUGUGAAAGUUACUUUUUAAUAUAUGCAGCCAAAAUACAUACUUAACAAUCAAAAUAUGAAGUGAUUCACAAAAUAUGUUCUGAAAGUAGGUCUUAAACAUGUCAAUCAUAUAAAAGUUUGGAUUUAAUUCAGAGUCGUGCGUAGUUAUUAUGGACAUGACUCGUAUCUCUGUUUUUGUCAGUAAAACAAUGAAAAAGAUCUAAACUAGUUAGUGUCUAAUUAAUUAAAUUCCACAUUUGUCACCAGUGUAACAAAUGGUAAGCUUUCUAACUAGUCUUUAACUAAUUUAAAUCGCUAUCACCAAUAAACUUUUAGUGGUAGGGCAGCACUGUCACCAGCCCCAGGGUCAUUGAGUCCUGAGAGAACGUCACCUGUGGCAAAAAUAAAACAAAGGGAAAAAUAAAAAAAAACAUGUUUGAGCGGUUAUGGCAACUGGUUAAAAACUGAUAGUCUUAUGAGUAGGAAUGCCGGUGCUUUAUAAAUCCCGUAGUAUUUUCAUGACUAGUUUUGGAAUUACGUGAGUGAAUAUAAAUAGAUCAGAUUUAAUUAGGACUGUGGGCCAUGUGGCCUCCACUACCUUAACUUUUUCUGAUCUACUGUGGAUAUCCUUUAAUCGUUAUUUAGACUUCUUUGACUUUGACUAGUUCGGUCUUUUGUAGUAUACUAGGAAGUAGUUCUCCGGCGUAGCUGGUUGCUUUUAAUUUUUCUUCUCCAAGUGUGAGGAAUCUCAGUCUUGAUAGACCUUCGCAGUAGCACAGUACGGGUACUGCAGAUUUCUUCUAUUCCUAACAGAAUAGGCCUACCAGUACUCUAGUAUUUUUCCUAUUAUGGUUUAGUAGAUGUUAGGUGAGUUUGGCCUGUAUCUGUGCUGCUGAAUUUUUCCUCCAUUCCUGAGAUUAAAGAUGCAAUUAUGUGUGUACGUGUGUAGGCAAUCUAACGACAAAGGAAAUUAAUAAGUAUAUAAAAAAACUGCAAAAAAUAAUAGUGCCGAGAUAAACAAUUUUACAAACAUUCCCUACGAUUUAAUGCUGUUUUUGAUAUGUCCAAACCUUUUUUGAUAACAACUUAAACGAUAAUUCGAUCUGUUCUAAGACACAAGUUAGAACGGACUUCCCAUGGGAUUUAUAUAAUAUUAUUUUGGUCAUUAUUAACAAUUUAUUGUACUAAAAAAGAAAAUAAUCCUAAACUCUAAUGCGACGAAGAGGUAAAGUAAAUAAAAACAAGAAUGACUUUCUCCUUAGUAAGCAAAAUUAAAGUUAAAGUGUUGGAAAUUAUUUCCUCUCUUCUGUCUUUCCUUUGGAUAUAAUUCAAUGCCUGUUGCAGUAUUAGCCAAAGGAGUAGUUGUUUUCCGAUGGGAAACGGUCCGCUCAUAUUACUGUGUGACAUGGCUUGGCGAAUUUCUUGUUUUCUUUUAAUUAUUAUAUCACACAUUCUUAAAAUAUAUAAUUAUUGCAUACAAAACCAAUUCUGUCCUCAUGAAUGGAAAAAGGGUGUAAUCAUUACUAUACCAAAAUCCGGAGAAUAUAUUUCAAAACAUCAAUUUGGUUUCAAAAGCCAGUGUUCACCUAUUCAUUCUCUUAUAAUUUUAACAUCAAAUGCACAAACAUUCUAUCUAAAAAGAAAAUCAUCGGCUGCAAUUUUUAUGGACAUAAAUAAAGCGUUUGAUAGUGUGUUGCACACAAACUAUUUUCAGUGAAUUGCCCAAUCUACCUAAUUAACAUUAUGAACCAAUUCUUAACAAAUCAUCAUUUAUGUGUUAAACACAAUAAUAUCUCAUGAUAUUUCUCAAUGUAGCAGGGAGUUCCACUGUCAUUGUCACUAUUUUUAUAUAACUUUUUCUGCCACGAUAUAUCUCAUAAUCUUCCCCUUUGACCAUAUUUUGUCCAAAUACACACUUCAGUUUGCUGACAACACUGCCCUUAUAGCUCACAAUACAUCUCUAAACAAUAACAUCAGCGAACUCGAAAGUUUAUCUAAUAGCAUAAAUAAACGAAAAAAAGUUCAUUUAAUUUUUCCCCGUUGAAAGGAAAGAACGCUAACCCCAGGACCAUAUAUUCUUUUAUUUUCAUUGCUUUAUUACUCGUAAUUAAAUUGACUUCUUACAGUUUUAUUUAAAUUAUUUAUAAUUAUAGACGAAAUAAAAACAGAAAUGCUAUUAUUUAUCGAUUCCACACAAGAAUAAUCCAUUUUAAUGUAUGUUUAAUCUUGUUUGACAGAAUUGUCACUUAUUUAAAAUUUUAAAAAUAAUAGCAGUCUGUUGAUCAAAAUAUGAACGGUGAUUGGUGGAUUUCAUUUUUUUGCAGUGUUCUCACUACCUAGAAUGGAUAUGAAAUAUAUUCGUUCAGUUGAAGGUAAUAGCAUACUUUUUAGUUUUGUAAUCUGUGCGUAGAUAAGCUAAUAUCCAUGUGGGUGUAGAAAAAAUAUAUAUCACUAUAGGGUCACGUGUUCAACAAUGAAUCACUCAAAAUUUAAAAUCGCAUAGACCAGUCAAAUUUUAACCAAGAAAUCGGAAACUGUACCAUUAUCAGCCACACAUAUUUGUAAUCUAUUACACAUUGGUUUAGAGUGAAGAUAAAAGUUUUUUAGUUAUAAAUUUAAAAAAAGGGUAUUUGGUUCAUUGUGUCCCAAGGGUGGUACACAAUGAACUAGUUUUGUGUACACAAUGAACCGAGAGACUAUUUAAUAAUGUAUCUACUUUUACUUGGUUUAAAGAAACUACAGUAUAAUUUCAAAUUUUUAUUGUUUAAAAGCAAAAACCAUAUAAAGAAUGGUACAACGAACAAUAAUUAUUAUUAUUAUACUUCUUAUCUCAUAUUUAACAAAGAAUGCAAAAAACGCAAAAUAUCCUUGUUGUCGUUUUGUGUUUCCACGUAGUUUUGGUUUCGGCAAAAUAUACUUCACAUAUUUCUUGUUGACAGAAGCUGUAUCAGGAACAUUGGGAAUAACAAACUGCUCACUGUCUUUAGAUUUAAUCCUUAAAAAUGUUAUGCAGUAUUCCCCAUCUUGUUCUACCUUUAUUAUUUUUCCCACAAAAUAUACCGUUGAUUUUGCAGGACAUAAUCUUUUACAUUAGGGUUAGUACUUUGGGUACAAAACAAAUUUGGAUUUAAAAUAGGAAGAUCUUGUUCACUAUCACUGUCACUCUCAAGGGAAAUAUCUACUUCAUCAUCGUCUGAAUCUUCUUUAUCGUCAUUAAAAAAUUACACUCUUCUUAGUUUGUGUAUUUUCAUUCGUUUUCUUUCUUUUAGCUUCCAGUCUUUCUUGUUCAAUAAGGUUGUUUUCGGGUGUAUCAGUGGCAAUAGUACAUUUGUACCUUUUCUGUUCUUUCUAUUAUUUUGACGUGGUUGGGCUUUCAGUGGAGGCAUAAAUUGUUGUGGUGGUAUAAGUGAUGGUCCUGCUCGACUUUCUUUAUGUUCAGUGUUUUCUAGUGGACUUUCAUUAGCUGCAGAACUAUCAUUUUCAUUUUGAAUUGUGAUUUCUUCGUUAUUAUCACCUGAUUGAAGGUCUCUUGUAAUAUUUUUUUUGUGUCAUCGGCUUCAACUGCUAAGGUUAUUUCGCCUCGUGUUCUGUGUAGGCUUUGUUACUGUUUCCCAGCGCCACUUUGGGAACAGCACUGUUAAUUAGAACCCAAUGGUCGAGUGGGGAAUCCUACUCUUUGUAAUAUUAGAACUUUCUUCAUUUGGGCAUGGUCUGUUGGUUACCUCACUUGACAAAAAAUCGUCGUAUGUAAAGAUAUCCCAGUCAAAGGGAUAUAUACCGCAUUUUUUAAAAGCAUGUGCUGUAUUUGUAGGAGUCAUGGAACGGCUAUAUGCUAUUCCAAUGCAUUCAGCUAGGUCGUAAAUAGUUAUUGGCCUACCUGGAUUUCUUAAAAGCCACGACUCUAUGGCAGUAUUUUAAUAGGCCUUAAAUGGCGCAUAUAUACCAACGUCAAGUGGCUGCAACUUAGCCGAUGUGUGUGGAUGCAAAGUGACAAUAUUAACCCCACGAAUUUUGCCAAAUCUAAGGCUUCGAUGGAUAAAUGAGACUCAUGGUUAUUGAAUAAUAAAAUUGAUGGAUUCUCAGGAGAGCUUCUGCUAUGUUUAAUGAAAUGGCUCAUUACGUCAACAAAUAGUUCGGAAUUCAUCCAUCCUGUUGGAGUAGCAAGGCCUAGAGACCCAGCGGGGCCGCCAAACAUGAAAUCUUUGUAAUUUUUCCGUGAAAAAAUGGUUCCACCAGCACAUAUAAAACAGCAUGUUGUUACUAGCGUCCCUUUCUCACCGCUGGUGACUUUACCCAAACAUUUUUUCCCUUUUGGUGCCAAUAUUUUUUGAGCUUUUUGCACCUUUGUGAUUGCGGUUUCAUCCAAGUUAAAAAUUCUUGUGCCAUCACCAAAUGCCGAAUUCUGAUUUAUAACGGCAUAUAAGUUGUCAAAAAAGCGGUUAACGCUGUUGCACGUGCAAGGCUGCAUGGCUCUGGUUUUCUCAGUGGCAGAUCUGUGUGUCUGUUCCUAAAACCCCGGAGCCAUUCUCUGCCAGCGGUUUGUGUUUAAUCCUCGGAUUUACCCCUCGAUUGCCUCCAAGUGACAAUAUAAUUCAACAGUUUCUAAAAAUAUUUACUUUACGGUAUGUCGCUUUGUCUGUGAAUAUUUUUUACUAAAAAUUUAUAUUUUACAGAUUAAACGUAUAGUAUUACGAAAAUUAACCACAUUUGUAAUCCAAUUUUAACAAUAAGAACGACGACAUCCAGAUAUAUACAACAUGGUGACCCAUUAGUGCGUGGAAGUUCAAUAUCUCGGUUGUUUUUAAAAACACGAGAAAAUGUUGAAUACAAAAGUUUUACGGUUCGCAGAGUCUUUCCAAUAUACAGGGUGCUCCGAAAAAACAAGGCAAUAUAAAAAUUAUUUUUUUCAAUUAGAAACCCUUUAAAUUUAAUUUUUCUUUUAAAUUCUAAUAAAACUAAGCAUUUUUGUCUAAAACACCGUAUGUCUAAAUUCAAUUGUUUUUGCUUUUGACAUUCGAAAAUUGGCCUUUUCACACUUUGACAAGCUGUAAAACUUUUAUAUUUGACAUUUUUUCGAAUUUUCAAUAACAACCGAGAUAUUGAACUUCCACACACUAAUGGGCACUAUCCAAUAUUGAGAGAAACUCUGACUGUCAUUUUUAAUUUUUGAUAUUAUGUUAUAUAUGUGUAUCUUUAACCAAAACAGUCGAAAGCAUGAAUCACCUUAUAAGUAACAAUAUUUUAAUUUUGAUUAUUAGGUAUGUGUAUGGGCUACAUAUUAGAUUAGUUAAGAAAAAAUAUUGAAGAUAAACUUUUUGGCGUCAUUUUUAAAGAAUUCUAGGUUUUUAACUUCAACGUCCUUGUAUGUCAAAAUCUAGCCAUAGUCUAUGGAGACUUUUAAUCAGAAAAUGAAGUACUGCAACACAUAAAAAAAUUAGAUAAUUUGACGGUAUUCCCUUUGCAUAAGAAGAGUGCGUUUAGAGAUAACGUGCAGUGUUUCCGCCUGUUUUUUGAUAGUGACUAGAUUCGAGUAUUUUUUAAUAACUGGUUAGAUUAGAGUCCUUAAGGUUUCGUUAGUGUGCAGAUAAAUUACAAAAGAGGUAUUUAGUUACUUUUUUUUUUCAAAACAUAUCAGCUGGACGCACAGUGUUUCAAACAAUACAAGCCAGAUGGACAAAAUUAUUUAGUUAAAAUUUCUAACUAAUGUUAUUAACAUUUUAUAAUCAAAAUAUAAUUAAGGCAUGUUUAAAGUGUGUCCAAUUAAGUCGGCAUCAUAUGGGAAAUUUUUUAUUAUUUACAAACAAAAAUUAAUCUUAAAAUGCAAUCAUCAGAUAUUAAAUUUUUUAAGCCGUAUAAUUUUUUAUGCCGUAUACGAGGUGCGUUAAAUAAUAUAAAUUUUGCUUGAGAGUAAAGUACCUUUAUUUUUGACAAACCUCAUACACGACUGAUAAAAUUUGGUAUCAGAUGGUUGAAUUUUGGGUUUUAGGUCACGAAGAAUUUUUAUUAAUAAUUUUAGGAAAAAGUUAUUUUUUAUAAAAAGAUGUGCAUGGUCUAAAAUACAAAUAUAUCAAAUUUUAUCAGUCGUAUACAAGGUUUGUCAAAAAUAAAGGUACUUUACUCUUAAUAAAAAUUUAUAUUUUUCGACGAUGAAAAAAGUUUCCCAUAUGGUGCCGACUUUUUUUUUAAUUGUUGCUGGAAGGUGGAAGGUAAUCAUUUUCAGAAAAACUAGAAAAUUCACUGACCAAAUUCCUGUUUUGGAAAAUGAUUUUACAAUAUUUAUUGGAGUGAAUGAUAACAAGUCUGGUUCGUAAGAAAGUUGAGGAAUAUGGUUUACUUUAAUCGUUGUCCCAGGUUUGGAGCUCAAAAAGUCGUUAAAUGAUGACUUGCACCUUGAUUUAAAAUACCCAUAUAUUCCUACAUCCAAGAGUUGCAUCUGGUGAGUACAAUGAGGGGGGAACGAAAGUUGUUUAAUGCCAUUUUCUCUACAAUACAAAAUAACUGCAAGGCUAACCAUAAGUCUCAUAAUUAUCUACUAUCGGUAAUAUUGGGUUAUCAAUACUACACUCUUUAUGCUUCUUAAUAUGUUCCAACACAUUUACAUAAACCUCUGCAGUCCACCCAAUCUUUGAUCUAAAACACACGGACUCAUCCUUCAUUCGUACCCGUGGAAAGGUAUAAACAGCAUGCAACGAAAUUUGCAAUGGUGCUAUAAUUCCCAAGAAUGUUACUAGGGUGCCACUUUCUCCAGAAGAGACCUGUUCAACCUGUUUCUUUUCACUUUGUUCAAUUACUUUUGGGGCUUGUAAAACAGUUGUUAUUCCAGUUUCAUCACAGUUCAGGAUUCGGUCUGGCGUAUACUUGUAUUUUUCCAUUACUUUUCUAUAAUUGUCAAAAAAUGGUUUAACGUUAGUUGGAUUAAAAGCGCUAGCUCUUGCCGGUAUUUUCCGAUUUUCGUUUGCAUAAAACCACCCAUCCAAUCUUUACCGGCCAUUUUGUUGUUAUCCUAGGAUGAUGGAUAUUUCUUUUUAAGUUUGACUGCGCAUUCGUAUGCUAAAAUAUGAGCGUUCUUGUAUGUUAACCCAAUAUGCCGAUUGGAAGUCUGAAUUAAAUAAUCUUUUACUUUACUUUCUUCUUGAGAGUUGAACACACUUCUUGCUGCAUAUUUACUAGAUCUUUAAUCUUGAUCUUCCUCUCCACUAUCAUUUCCAGAAUCACUAUUUUGUUUUUUUACAAAAUAUAUUUAAACGAUCGUGGAUUGUCGACUUUUUAAUAUUGUGUACUGAAGAAGCCUGUCUAACAGAUAUUCCAUUAUCAACUACAUCAGAUAUUGCACCUCGUAUGGCAUCUUCUGAAAUAUUGACUCUCAGUUUUCUUUUUGUACUGUGGUGUACUGUGAAUAGUUACGUUUUCUUAGAGUAUCUCUGUGGUGAAUCUAGCCCUAUGUUUCUUUUCUGUAUUGUUUUCUCUUCUGUGCUCCAGGCUAUAGUCCCGUAAGUAAUCAUUGGUCUCAUAUUGCAGUAUACAUCCAUCGCAGUGUGUUUGGGUUAUAUCCCCAUCUUUUACCCGCAAUGUUUCUACAUACCAUUAGGGCUUUUGUUGCCUUAUUUACUACUACCUACUCAUUUAUGUUCCAGAGAAGUUUGUUGUCCAGGGUUAGGCCUAGAUAUUUAACUUAAUUUUUCCAUUAUAUAUCUAUCCCGUCUAAUUUGACGGUUUUGAGAUUGUUUUCUUAGUAAAAACUAUUUUUAUUUAAAAUGUCUGUAAAACAAAACAAAUCGGCAUUUGCGGAUGUAUAAUUGACACUCAGGGUAAAAAAACAACAAAUUUUUGUGAUUUUAGUAGGAAGUAGGAUUUGCGCAUGAGUAAUAGAGACCAUCAAUAAGGAGAUGGGUCUAUUGCCUAAAGGUGAUAGUAAAAAUUAGUUAUUUUUUAGAUCGAUUUAUAUUAGAAUUUGGAUAUUUUAGGUAAUCAUGUUCACUAGUUUAUACUUUGACUAACAUGCACUGUACAUCCAUACAUUGUUUAGUGAAUGUAUACUAGAAUUCACGCUUUAGCUGUAAAAUAUGUCUUUGGGUUUCUCUUUUCUCUGUGUCUAAGGUUAAGGGGGUGGGUUGCUCCACAUUACUUAGCACAUUGUGCAUCUUCUAGGGACAUACAGGACCUGCCUCUGAACUUGUCAGAAACUUACUGGUCGCUGAGAGGUAUCUAGAAAUAGCCAGCUUCCCAGCUCAUCAAAGUCCUGAAGGUUAGCAACUCGUCAGAAACCUACUGAUUGUCUCUCAGGUCAAAGACUUGCAGGUUAAUAACGUCGCCUUCAUUUAUUGGUGGGCAUCUCCACCCCGAUGAUAAAUGCCCGGGUGGAGCUAUUCUCUCCGCCCGCUCCACAGGGUACUUCUCUUUGAUAUAAUACCACAAUUAUUUAUAGACUGGUUUCAAUAAUUUGUUGUAUUAACCUUUUUGUGAUUUACUAGGCAAGAUGUGUAAAAGCUUUUCACACCAGAAUUCUUUAACAUAAAAAGUUUGUGUUCUUUUAAUAUAUUUCACAAUAAUUUGAUUGAUGCAAACAUACAUUAUAAAUAUCCAUAUAUUAAUAAUUUAUCUAUAGAAUCUGCGCAUUGUCAAAAUACGGGUGUUAAAAUACUAUCUUGGUUAAGUGUCAAGAUGAUAUUUAGCUGUUUUAUAAGGAGGAAAACUUUUAACAGGAAAUACUAAGUAGUAAUCAAUUCGAAUCUCUUUUAUUGUACAUGAAUAAAAACUGCGAUAAAGAGAUUUUUCUUGUGGAUAUAUUUUGUAUCCCAAAAAAUAACAAAAAAAAACAUAUUGCCUUACAGUUAUAAUAUGUUAUAUUCUAUCAAAUAUAUAUUGGGCUGUGCUGGCUUUCUUAAAAUGUUUCUUGUGAAUAUAUUUUUUUUUUUAUAUAUAUAUAUACCAGUUAUGUUGAUUAUUUCGAGUUGUUAGUAUCGGAUAGGUGUUGAUUUUGAAUAGAGUAAAUAACUGAUAUAAAAGUUUUUAUAAGAUAUAGUGAACAAUAAAGAUAUUUUUUUUAUAAUUGAAAUAUUUUCGCUAAUUUAUUUUAUCAGUUAAAUUUUUUAUCGGAAAAUUGUUUUUAGUCUCAAGCGUCGCCACUAACAUGCACCACGUUAGUCUGGUAGCUUAAAUGUAUUUAAAUUUUUAUGUUAUUUUUUGACAGUGCAAAAUUCCGUUUUUAUUGGAAGCUCUUUUCAAAUUGAACACCUUUUGUGUAUAUGUACGUAGUCGUUUUAUUUGGCAAUAGGUUUCAUGAAAAUAUACUUAAUGAAUAGUUUUUUAUUAUAUAUAUUUAUAUUAUAUGAAGUUCUUGUACCUAUAUAAAAAAUAUUAAAAUUGAAAAAUAUUUUGUACAGUUUGUGAAUAGGAAAGAAUCUAAACAGUGUACUAUAUUUUUUGGUAACAUAGUUACUUAUUGUUUUAUUAUUUGUUAUGAAUUUAUUUAUUUUUAUGGAUAAACUUUGUAGUAGGUUAAAAGUUAUUAAAAGCAUACUUAUAGAUUUAGGGUAUUUGUUUUUUAUCACAUAUUUCACUUUUUUGUAUAGCACUGUGAUUAGUUUUCAAAAAUGUGUCGCAUUAACCUUAUUAUCUAUGACAUAAUAUGUAUAUUUUAGUUUGUGAAAAAAGUGGACAUUAAAAAGAAUAUUAGUUUUUAUAA
Molecule: messenger RNA, 20469 nt
Organism: Psylliodes chrysocephalus
Lineage: Eukaryota; Metazoa; Arthropoda; Insecta; Coleoptera; Chrysomelidae
Source: the annotation of a GenBank genome assembly